GCAGGUUAAGCGUGUUUUUAAACGCAAAAAAUACGCAUAAUAUGUAAUAACAUCGAUAUUCAUCUGUAACACCCUAGCGUUUUAUCGUCCUCAUUUCCGUACUGCAGUGAAAGAAGACUAUCUCUUCGCAUAUCUUCGCAGGCAAUCCAACGCUACUUCUGGUUUUUUGGCCUCAUCUGAACUCUCUCUCUAGAAAAUCUUGCAGAACAGUUCGCAUAUCUUUGUUUUCUUCGUCGGACUCUGGCUUUAAGACAAUGAAAAUUAACAUGGAGAAGCACACAGCUUGUAGAGCAUUGACAUUGAUAAUGUCAACAUUAGAUUGCUAACUGUUACAACAAAGAAGUGACUGAAACUGAUGCAGUUGUAACCAUUAUGUCUGGAUUGAUUGAAGGCCUCCCUGAUGCCGUUGCCCUCAGGUGCCUUGCACGUGUUCCUUUCUACCUUCAUCCUAAGUUAGAGCUUGUUUCUCGUUCUUGGCGAGCUGCCAUCCACAGCCCUGAACUAUUCAAAGCCCGACAGGAGGUCAGUUCAUCAGAGGAUUUUUUAUGCGUGUGCGCAUUCGACCCUGAGAAUUUAUGGCAGCUUUAUGAUCCUCUUCGAGACCUUUGGAUCACACUACCUGUUAUCCCCUCAAAAGUCAGGCACCUUACCCAUUUUGGUGUUGUUUCCGUAGGGGGGAAGUUGUUUGUGCUUGGAGGUGGCAGUGAUGCUGUUGAUCCAUUGACAGGUGACCAAGACGGUAGUUUUGCAACUAAUGAGGUCUGGUCAUAUGACCCUGUCGCCCGGCAGUGGGCCCCACGUGCAUCCAUGCUUGUACCCCGUGCCAUGUUUGCAUGUUGUGUUUUGGAUGGUAAUAUUGUUGUUGCCGGUGGUUUCACUAGCUGCAGGAAAUCAAUAUCUAAAGCAGAAAUCUACGAUCCUGAAAAGGAUGUCUGGGUUUCAAUACCUGAUCUCCACCUCACGCACAAUACAGCAUGCUCAGGGGUGGUUAUUAGGGGUAAGAUGCAUGUCUUGCACAAGGGUUUGUCAACCGUGCAGGUCUUGGAUGGCAUGAGGCUUGGCUGGACAGUUCAGGACUAUGGUUGGCUCCAGGGUCCAAUGGCUGUGGUCCGGGGGAUGCUGUAUGUUAUGAGUCAUGGUGUUAUUUUCAAGCAGGAGCGAGAAGCCAAGAAGCUUGUGGUUUCAGCAUCUGAGUUUCGGAAUAGAAUUGGGUUUGCAAUGAUUGGGUUGGGAGAUGAUAUAUAUGUCAUUGGAGGGGUGAUAGGGCCUGAGCGAUGGAACUGGGACAUUAAGCUAAUGUCCGACGUUGAUGUUCUGACGAUUGGGAGUGAGAGACCAAGUUGGCGGCAGGUGUCUCCUAUGACAAGGUGCCGUGGAACGAUUUUUGGUUGUUCACAACUGAGAAUUUAGGUCUUCACUGAUUUGGGUGGUGAAUGUUGUUGCUUUUUUGCGAGAAUUUGUGCCCUUCUUGAAGAUUUGAUUUUCUCCUACUUGCUAGAAAGAAAGAAUGAGGUUUCUGCCAGCUACCUUUUUGUUUCUUUUUUUUUUUUGUUUGUAAACCAUAACAUCUGGCCUUGCUUUCUCUUGGAGUUAGUGGUACAUUAGAAAUGCGAAGUAUCAACAUGAACUAAAAAUUUAUUUUUUAAUUUUUAGUUAUUUAUUUAUUUAUUCAGUAGUAAUUGAACAAGAAAUUUAUUGUUUAGUCA
Cornus florida is the source of this 1706-nucleotide messenger RNA. Its product is annotated as F-box/kelch-repeat protein SKIP30. Lineage: Eukaryota; Viridiplantae; Streptophyta; Magnoliopsida; Cornales; Cornaceae. The record is from RefSeq and is a predicted model, not a curated record. Gene Ontology annotation, molecular function: protein binding. The transcript has 3 exons. The coding region runs from base 373 to 1410 and encodes 345 amino acids.